Messenger RNA from Chrysemys picta bellii (western painted turtle), 234 nucleotides. Lineage: Eukaryota; Metazoa; Chordata; Testudines; Emydidae. The record is from RefSeq and is a predicted model, not a curated record.
AGUUUGAGCGCACUCACUACCCCGACGUCUUCGCCCGCGAGCGCCUGGCUGCCAAGAUCGACCUGCCCGAGGCCCGGAUCCAGGUCUGGUUCUCCAACCGACGGGCCAAGUGGCGACGCGAGGAAAAGCUACGGAACCAGCGGCGCCAAGCGGGCGGCUCCGGGCACCUGCCCAUGGGCACCGGGGCCUUCCCUGGCACUGGGGCCUUCCCGGCCGCGCCCCCAGCCGGGUCAG